AUUUAUAAAAUUUCCUGAUUUAUAAAAGCAGUGAAACCUGUGAGUUUGGUGGCUCGGAGCCCAGACCCGGCUCCAGUUCCCGCAUCGAACUGGGACCAGUUCCCGCAGCACCCUCCACCGGUCCUCCCGCGCGCUAGGGGGCGCCGCGAAUGCGGAAGCGCCUCUCUCCGGCGGGCCCCGCCCGCUCCUGGGCGGCCGCGGUGGCAGCAGCAAGGCACCACCGAGGUACCAUCGAGGCGGCGGCACAGAGCGGCGGCGGGGCCGCGAUGGCGGCGGAGGCGGACGAGGAGUACGAGUCGGUGCUGUGCGUGAAGCCGGCGGUGCUCGUGUACCGGGUACCGCCGCGGGCCUCCAACCGCGGCUACAGGGCCGCCGAGUGGCAGCUGGACCAGCCGGCCUGGAGCGGCCGCCUGCGCAUCACGGCCAAGGGCAGCACGGCCUUCAUCAAGCUGGAGGACAGGAGCUCGGGCGAGCUCUUCGCCCAGGCUCCCGUGGAGCAGUUCCCCGGGAUCGCUGUGGAGGGCGUGACGGACUCCAGCCGAUACUUUGUCAUCCGGAUUGAAGAUGGGAACGGCCGCCGGGCGUUCAUCGGGGUCGGCUUUGUGGACCGAGGGGAUGCCUUUGACUUCAACGUGGCUCUCCAGGACCACUUCAAGUGGGUGAGGCAGCAGAGCGAGCUGGCCCGGCAGGCCCAGGACCUGGAGCAGGGACCCAAACUGGAUCUGGGCUUCAAGGAGGGACAAACCAUCAAACUCAACAUUGCUAACAUGAAGAAAAAAGAAGGAGGGACAGGGAGCACCAGGCCACGUCCUGCAGGGCCUGGGGGCCUGAGUUUGCUCCCACCACCCCCUGGAGGAAAAUCCAGCUCUGGGGAGCGCCCGGCCCCGCUCUCCACGCCUGCCCAGCUCCCAGGCACCCCCAUCACAGACUCCCUGCUGUCCUGGCCUCAGCCCACUGCUGCUCCUGCUACUGAUGUCUGGGGAGACUUUGCCAAAGCUUCGGGGUCGACUUCCAGUCAGGCUCAGGGAAACACUGGCUGGGUUCAGUUCUGAUCCCACCUUGAUCCACCUUUCCCCUGUGGGUGCUGGGAUCCUCAGGAUUAUGUGGGACCAAAGAAGCAGCCUCAGGACACCUCACUCCUGCCCUUAAACCCACCUGGCAUUGGAAUGCUGGAAUAAGUGCUGGAAAGAAACAGCCACGUGCCUUAAAACACUCCACAUCCAGGGCCUGCAUCCUGGGAGACCUCAGAGGCUUCUCCUUUGGGAAAAACCAUCAUGUUCCUCCCUCUCCUUGAUAAGGAGGGAGAGCUUGGCGUCUCCUCAGAGAUUCCUCUGCCUUCUGCUCGUGCUUUUGGGUGGAUCAGUCCUUCCCUGGGCGAGGAGCAUCCUCCUGGAGCCAUCUCACCUCCCAAAUCCACACAAGCCUUUCCCUCCCAAGAUGCCAAGCACCACCUGGAUUUUCUUUCUGAGCACUUAACUGGGAUGUGGGGAGCCUGAUCCCGGCAUUCCCCUGCUGAAAUUCCUUACUGAAGUUUCUUACUCUGGGAAGUUUGUUUUACUCCUCUAUUUUGAAGACACGAUUUUUUACUCAUUUCUAUGGACAUUUUAUUAAGGACAGAAUGGAGUCAGGCUCUUGGACAGAGCUGGGGUUGAGAUUCCUCUUGAAACAAAUAAAUAUUUUCUUACCUAUUUAUAUUAAGGCUUUUCUGAGUACGAAAUCCCACUUAUUUUUAUCCAACCCUUUGGAUUUUCCUUUCCAUUUCCAACUGGAUGAUGGGCAUUUUGCUUUCAGAGCUUUCCCCUGGGCCUGGCAGCAAACCCAGGUGAGAAUGUAACGCUUCUGAGUGAACAAUAAAACAGUUUUGAUGCCA
Messenger RNA from Passer montanus (Eurasian tree sparrow), 1870 nucleotides. It is a transcript of the gene NECAP2, whose product is annotated as NECAP endocytosis associated 2. The record is from RefSeq and is a predicted model, not a curated record. Gene Ontology annotation, cellular component: membrane; clathrin vesicle coat. Gene Ontology annotation, biological process: endocytosis. Lineage: Eukaryota; Metazoa; Chordata; Aves; Passeriformes; Passeridae. Bases 150 to 1052 code for a protein of 300 amino acids. The transcript has 8 exons.